AUGUACCUACUGCACUGCCUGCCACCGCCAUGCCAUCGCAAGGCAACUGUGUUCGCUCAUUUGAAACAUCACUUGACGCCGGAAGGAACCCUGUUUGGUACCACGGUCCUUGGGCGUGGAGCGCACCACAAUUUGCUCGGACGCUUGACCAUCCGCUUCUACAACUGGAAAGGGAUAUUUGGAAAUAAGGACGACAGCCCGGAUGUUUUGGUGAAGGCGCUGGAAAAUGAGUUCGAGGAAGUUGAAACCCAUGUUGUGGGGGUGGUGCUGCUUUUCCGGGCUCGUAAACCCAGAUUGGCCUAG
Messenger RNA from Aspergillus ibericus CBS 121593, 303 nucleotides. Its product is annotated as methyltransferase type 12. The record is from RefSeq and is a predicted model, not a curated record. The coding region runs from base 1 to 303 and encodes 100 amino acids. The transcript has a single exon. Lineage: Eukaryota; Fungi; Ascomycota; Eurotiomycetes; Eurotiales; Aspergillaceae.